This is a messenger RNA of Nicotiana tabacum (common tobacco), 2199 nucleotides long. The record is from RefSeq and is a predicted model, not a curated record. Lineage: Eukaryota; Viridiplantae; Streptophyta; Magnoliopsida; Solanales; Solanaceae.
AUCGAUCUUCGUUUAGUUUCAGUUGGAAAUUAAUCAGUCCCGAAAAGCAACACGUAUAUGCAUAUUAAUUUUUACAGUGGUUCCUGCUUUUUUUAGAAAAUUAACGUCUGAAAGAACACCUCAUCUCAACUAGAGGAUGCCACCUUGUGCAAAUGUAACUAGCUGUACUAUCUCUUCUCAUCCUGAAUAGCUUGUUUAUUUCCAGCUGAUGACGUUGAAGAAUUUAUCUUGUUAGAAAAAAUGAAUGGUGCAUGUAGCACUAUAGUGCUUUGGUUGGUGUUAGAAGUGAAGAGUAACAAGUUUUAUGGGUUGAUCCCACAGAUAAUAAUAUGCCUGUUGGUUAUAGUUGCCCAUAGAGAUGAAGCAAAAGGGUGCCAAAAGAGAGCACCCAAAUGAUUUAUUCACAUUGAUUAAUGGUGAUGCGUGUGCCUUCAUUAGCUAGAUGCUAUAUGUUUUGACAUCCAAGUUGCUAUCUCCCUCUCCAUCUGCUCAAUUAUUUGUCCUUGCAUCGCUGGCUUGAAGGAUGAUCCAAGUGUUAACCAUAAUCUAAAUUCUUUAUUGGCAAGGAUCGCAAGUCAGGGGCUAAACAAGUGGAGAAAAUUUGUGACAUGAAUAAGCUGAGUUUAGCAUAUGGAUUUGAUGUCUAUGUGAUGGCGAAUUGAACUUUAGGUCCAACUCAAUAGAUUCUUUUCCCACUUCCAUCUCAUUUUUGUCCAAAUAGGUGGACAAAUACUUUUUGAAAUCAUAAAAUAGUUUGCAUUCUUUUUUCCUUCUUCUUUCGUGUUUCCAGUUUACAGGGAAGGGUAAGGUGAAAAAAGAACUACCUGACUCUGUUGUGUGCAUCUAGAGCUAUAUCCUACAUCUGUUUAGUUUCUCUUUCAUGACCACAUGGUCAGGUGGCGUACUUCCAUUUUAUGCCUAUCUGGUAGGCUAAAUACAUUUUGCUUACACUUGUCAAAGUCUUUCUUUUAUUGUUUGGUUUAUCUAUAGGAAAACGUUAUCUCACUUAUUGUCUCAAUAAUUUUGAGGCUGAAAAAGAGAAAAGUAUGCAUAUGUGUGCAAUCUUUUCCUUUUUAUGCUAAAAACAUUUAGCUAUUACGUGCCUGCCCAGCUUUGUCCUAUGGUAUAUGCAUUUGUCCUUAGAGCUUAACAAUGAUCUCUCUUUUCUUAUGUACUCUGGAAUCAUCAAUUCCAGGUUAAGAGAAAAGUUCGUUUUCUUUUAGUACCUUACUUUCUACCACAACAUAUGCAACCUAGUAGGUUGUCUACUCUAUCCUUCUCCCCCUCUAAAUUUUUUGAUGCUAUUUUUUAGAUAAUGGAAGAGGGUUGCAGUAGGUUAUUGGCCCUCGUAGAGAUAGUGAACUUUGCAAAUCUCUGAAUGUUGAGCCUGAAUACCGAGAAUUCAUGUAACCGAGCCAACUAGCUUUGGAUUGAGGCAUAGUUUAUUGAUUUGAUUGAUCCCUGAUAAUGUGUAUAUUAACAGGUUCACCACUUAAUCUAGGCAGGAGUAGAUGCAGUAGGAAGGGCUGAAUUCAUGCAGAUAUAUCGGAGUCGAGAAGUUGGUCAAUCAUAUAUUACCUCCAUUGGGACGACAUUGAUUGCUAUUGCACAUGCAUUGUGGUUGAUGAUCAAGAUCAGACCCAAAGUGAUCUUGUGCAAUGGCCCAGGAACGUGUGUUCCACUAUGUGUAAUUGCCUUCUUUUUUAAGGUCUUGGGAAUAAGGUGGUCAUCUGUUUUCUAUGUGGAGAGCAUUGCAAGAGUCAGGAAACUUUCUCUGAGUGGUUUGCUUCUUUACAAGCUACACAUGGUUGAUCAGUUAUUUGUCCAAUGGCCCAAAUUGAAAGAGAAACAUCCUCGAGCUCAUUAUGUGGGUUGUCUUAUGUAAAUAGAGUAGUUCCCAAGGUACGUCUCAUAGUCGACCUCCUUCGAUGCUCUUGGAGGAACUUAAUAGACUUGGUUUUCGUAACAGAUGCCCUUCUUCUCUUAGAUAGUAAUUUUGCUGUCUUCGUGAGGUAAAAGUUGAUAAUUUUGAAGUUAUAUUCACUAACUUGAAUAUACUUGUCGCGUAUAAUUUAAAAGAUCAGCAGGAUUUUUUUGCUGUCGAAGUUGGUAUUUCCUUUUAAGAAUGUUUUAGAGAACAGUAACAAGGUAGUUGAGUUGAUGAGUUUGAUGUUCAAUUGCAAUUGCAAUGCUGUGUCA